UUGCGUUACUGUGCUCAUUCUUAAAGCUCUUUGCCUUUCCUCUUUCAGUACGUGUGGUAAGGACCUGCAAAGGCAAUGUUCUAGAGACUCCGAUUCAGGAGAAGAAGAAUGCCACGUCUGUAAAAUCGAUGGCAGGACAUAUAAAAUUCAUGAACAAAUACCUAGUCAUCAGAAAUGUAUGAGAUGUCAGUGUGGUGAAGACCUGAACAAGUAUUGCUUUAAAGACUUAGAUUCAAGAGAAUGUCAACCACCAUACUGCCAAUUGAAUGGCAUAACCUACAGAGUCCAUGAGCCAAUGCCUAGUGAUAGCAAAUGUUUCAAAUGUGUGUGCGGUCAGGACUUCCAAAAGCAGUGUUCUAAAGACUCACAUUCUAAGGAAGCAGAUUGUAUACCAGAGACCCACUGCACCAUCGGCGGGAUAAAAUACAAAGUUCAUGAGCCAGUCCCUAGUAAUAAGAAAUGUUUAAGAUGUACGUGUGGUAAGGACCUGCAAAGGCAAUGUUCUAGAGACUCCGAUUCAGGAGAAGAAGAAUGCCACGUCUGUAAAAUCGAUGGCAGGACAUAUAAAAUUCAUGAACAAAUACCUAGUCAUCAGAAAUGUAUGAGAUGUCAGUGUGGUGAAGACCUGAACAAGUAUUGCUUUAAAGACUUAGAUUCAAGAGAAUGUCAACCACCAUACUGCCAAUUGAAUGGCAUAACCUACAGAGUCCAUGAGCCAAUGCCUAGUGAUAGCAAAUGUUUCAAAUGUGUGUGCGGUCAGGACUUCCAAAAGCAGUGUUCUAAAGACUCACAUUCUAAGGAAGCAGAUUGUAUACCAGAGACCCACUGCACCAUCGGCGGGAUAAAAUACAAAGUUCAUGAGCCAGUCCCUAGUAAUAAGAAAUGUUUAAGAUGUACGUGUGGUAAGGACCUGCAAAGGCAAUGUUCUAGAGACUCCGAUUCAGGAGAAGAAGAAUGCCACGUCUGUAAAAUCGAUGGCAGGACAUAUAAAAUUCAUGAACAAAUACCUAGUCAUCAGAAAUGUAUGAGAUGUCAGUGUGGUGAAGACCUGAACAAGUAUUGCUUUAAAGACUUAGAUUCAAGAGAAUGUCAACCACCAUACUGCCAAUUGAAUGGCAUAACCUACAGAGUCCAUGAGCCAAUGCCUAGUGAUAGCAAAUGUUUCAAAUGUGUGUGCGGUCAGGACUUCCAAAAGCAGUGUUCUAAAGACUCACAUUCUAAGGAAGCAGAUUGUAUACCAGAGACCCACUGCACCAUCGGCGGGAUAAAAUACAAAGUUCAUGAGCCAGUCCCUAGUAAUAAGAAAUGUUUAAGAUGUACGUGUGGUAAGGACCUGCAAAGGCAAUGUUCUAGAGACUCCGAUUCAGGAGAAGAAGAAUGCCACGUCUGUAAAAUCGAUGGCAGGACAUAUAAAAUUCAUGAACAAAUACCUAGUCAUCAGAAAUGUAUGAGAUGUGAAUGUGGUGAAGAUCUUCAAAAGUAUUGCUCUAUAGACUCAGAUUCAACAGAAGAAGAAUGCAACUUCUGCCAAAUCAAUGGCAAAACCUAUAAAAUUCAUGAACAAAUACCUAGUGAUAACAAAUGUAUGAGAUGUGAGUGUGGUGCUGACCUACAGAAGCUUUGUACAACAAACCCAGCAUGCUGCAUCAUGGGUACUACAAGCCCACCAAUACCAACAAAUACCAUCAUUUCUACAUACACCUCACCAGAACUCUGUGUUCAUAGUAAAUGUCAAAAUGGAACUGUAAUUACAACUGCCACUCGUUGUUUAACUGAAACUACAACUCCUCCUCCACCAGCAACAUCUGUGACAACCACUUCAACCACAACACACACCACAAGAUGUUCCUGUUAUCAUAAUGGAAAAGUAUAUAUAUCAGGUCAGGAAAUAACAAGUAGUCACAUCAGUGAAAGUGAUGGAAAAUGUAACAGUUUUAUAUGCGACAGCAGUUGUGUGAAAAGAACAAUUAAGAAACAGUGUACAACAACUACACCACCAACAAAAACAACCACAACACACACCACAAAAUGUGCCUGUCGGCAUAAUGGAAAAGCGUAUUUACCAGGUCAGGAAAUAACAAGAAGUGACAGUAGUGAAAGUGAUGGAAAAUGUUACAGCUAUGUGUGUGACAGUAGUUGUGUGAAAACAAACCGUCAUGAGAGAAACUGUACAAAAACUAAACCAACAACUACAACCCGUUCAUCCACAACACACACCACAAAAUGUGCUUGUUAUUUUAAUGGAAAAGUCUAUCUACCAGGUCAGGAAAUCAUAAGCAGUCACAGCAGUGAAAGUGAUGGAAAAUGUUACAGCUAUGUGUGUAGCAGCAGCUGUAUAAAAACAACCCAACAUGAGAGAAACUGCACUAGAAUUAAACAUCCAACAACAUCUGUGACAAAAACCCAUUCAACCUCAACACAUACCACAAAAUGUUCCUGUUAUCAUAAUGGAAAAGUAUACACAUCAGGUGAGGAAGUAACAAGAAGUACAAUUCAUGGAAAAUGCUUCAAAGUUAUAUGUGAUGGCAGUUGUGAGGAAAUGCCUGCAAAAGAGAUAUCUUGUUCAACAACAACAAGUACUACAAUGAAAAAAACCACCGUUACUACUGUCAGUACAACUACUCCUUGUGUGCCCAAUACAAACUGGCAGAUUGCUAAUUGCACUACAGCUGUAUGCAAUGCACAUGGUCAACUACAGAUUGUUCAGAAAAGUUGCAUCCCUCCCCCAGAGAUCACCUGUGCCAAUAAAAUGAAGCCAAUUGCUGUGACUGAUGAUGACUCAUGUUGCUGGCAUUGGGAGUGUCCUUGUAUGUGUGGUGGUUGGGGAGAUUCACACUAUCUUACCUUUGAUGGAACCUAUUAUACAUAUCAACGAAACUGUUCCUAUGUUCUUGUGGAGGAAAUUGUUAAAACUGUCGAUAACUUUGGUAUUUACCUGGACAAUUAUGGCUGUGGAGAUAAAACUGGUGUUACCUGCCCACGCAAACUUACUAUACGACAUGAAACUCAAGAAAUUACAAUUUCACCCAAAACAGUGACUCCUAUAACCUUAGAGGCUCAUGUAAAUGAAAAUCUUGUAUUGCUUCCGUAUACAAAACUUGGAGUAAAUAUUUACAAAUCUGGAGUAUAUUUAGUAGUUGAAAUACCAGAGAUGAAGACCAUUGUCACUUAUAAUGGUUUGACCUUCACAAUAAAGAUGCCAUAUGGAAAGUUUAAUAGAAACACACAUGGCCAUUGUGGAACUUGCACCAACAACCAAGCUGAUGAUUGUAUGAUGGCUAAUGGUACAAUCACAACUAACUGUGUAGCUAUGGCUAAUUCUUUUAUGGUGAAUGACCCAGUCAAGCCUCAGUGCAUUCCUCCAGUACCUCCUACAAUUCCUCCAAUUUGCAAAUCUUCUCUCUGUGAUCUCAUCAUGGGACCAGUUUUCCAAAAAUGCCAUGCAUUCCAACCACCAGAACCUUUCUACAAAGCCUGCCUUUACGACAGCUGCAGUGUGGACACGUCAAACAUUAAAUGUACAAGUUUACAGCAUUAUGCUUCAGUAUGUGGUGAUCAUGGUGUCUGCAUUCAGUGGAGGAACAAGACCCAAGAGUGUCCAAUUACUUGUCCUGCUAACAGAGUGUAUAAUGCAUGUGGCCCGGUUAUCCCCACAACCUGCCAAACUAGGCAAACAGAUGUGAUAGAACUGAAAAAUGACAGACGUGUUGUGGAAGGAUGCUUCUGUGCCAAAGGUAGCAUGCCAUUUAGCAUGGCGAUCGAUUCCUGCGUAAGCGACUGUGGGUGUAUUGGGCCAGACAACAUACCUCGCAAGUAUGGAGAAACCUUUGAGUUCAACUGUGAGACCUGCAAGUGUUUGGAGGGUGGUCGUGGAAUAACCUGCCAAAGACAACAAUGCCAUCAUGUAAGAAAUGAAGAGUGUACUCGGGAAGGUUUCUACAAAGUCACCCAAAUCAGUGCUACAAACAAGUGUUGCGAAGAAACUGUAUGCAGAUGUGACCCAAGUCGAUGUCAAAAUACCUUGCCUAAAUGUAGACCUGGAUUUGAACUUAAGGGAGGCAUCAAAGAAGGGCAUUGUUGCCAUACUUAUUCUUGUGAAAUAAAACAUGUUUGUGUUAGAGGAAAUGCAGAAUACUUGCCUGGAUCUCAUGUUUACUCAGAGAAAUGUGAGAGCUGCAUCUGUGAAAAACAAGAAAACAAUUUCACAAUUGCCUGCAGCCCUAUUGUCUGCGACAUACACUGCCCAGCUGGUUUUAAGGUGAAGAAAAAUUCCCCAUCCGACUGCUGUGGUUCCUGUCAGCCAACCAACUGUGUUGUAAAAUAUGAUGGCUCCAACCGGCUUAUGAAUCCUGGAGAUGUGCUGCCCUCCAUGAAUGAUAACUGCACAAUGUACAAAUGCUCAUUGAUCAAUGAUCAGUUCAUCACCACUGUCUCCCAGAUCUCGUGCCCCUUAUUAAAUGAAGAAGAUUGUGAGCCUGGAAGUACUCAUCUCUCACCCAAUGGAUGCUGUAAAACAUGUAUCCAUAAGAAUGCUUCCUGCAAGGUACAGGCAUUUGAUGAUUUCUUGACCUACCGAGGAUGCAUGUCUACAACAAGGGUCAGAAUGUCUCGCUGUGAAGGAUCCUGCAGAACAUCUUCAAUGUACUCUGCUCAUGCAAAGACUAUGUCUCAUAAAUGUUCUUGUUGCCAAGAGGUUCAGACUACUACAAAUAAAGUCAAGCUGCAGUGCCCUGAUGGAACAUCACUUGAUCAUAGCUACAUUGAUGUUCAGGAGUGCCAGUGUACAGGCACCAAGUGUCAAGAUGGAAACAUAUAGUCUAAACAUUUUAAC
Molecule: messenger RNA, 4831 nt
Organism: Xenopus laevis (African clawed frog)
Lineage: Eukaryota; Metazoa; Chordata; Amphibia; Anura; Pipidae
Product: mucin-2
Exons: 39
Coding region: 179-4816 (1545 amino acids)
Source: RefSeq, a predicted model, not a curated record